AAUGUUGGACUUCAUUUUCUCCCAAAAAACCCCCCAAAAAAAACUAUGCCCAUGGGAGAAGACAACAUUCCGUGGUUUAUUUCCAUACUCUAAAAGGAUUCGAAUGUCCACUGGGUUUGUUCCCAGAAGAAAUUUAUCAUUUUACUAACAGUAAAAAAAAAAGAAAAAGGAAGUGGUUCUGUCCUGCUCUUCUGCCAAGAGAAAGAGAAGUGCUUGUUGGAUCAUGCCAAAUACCAGCUGUAAGGUAAAUAUAUAAACAUUACAUUUGCAAGUCUCUCACGGACAGUCGCGGCUUUUCCAGUGAAUUUCUCUUUCUCAGAUACAGUUUGCUGCAUAAUGGACUAUGAAACAUUGUCUGAUUUGGAUGAGAAUACAACAUAUCAUCAACAUAUCGUCACUUUGUGAAUGAUCAUAAUGGACAAUCUAAACACCCCUGACUUCAAUAUGAAUGCGCUUGUUUGCUAUGAAUCCAUUAACGGAUCUUGCUGGAGGAUUCCCCGACCUUUGAACAUCCAGGUCUCCAUGUUUCUCGGCAUGGCACUUACUAUCCUCAUGACGGUGAUGGGAAAUAUAUUGGUUAUAAUUUCUAUUGCUCACUUCAAGCAGCUCCACACACCAACCAACCAUUUAAUCCUGUCUCUGGCCAUGUGUGACUUCUUGUUGGGUGUUUUUGUAAUGCCGUUAAGCUCCAUGCGGUCAGUGUACGGUUGCUGGUACCUCUCGGACUUUAUGUGUAAGGUGCACACAGGAAUGGACAUCAUGUUGAGCACAGCGUCCAUUUUUCAUCUCACUUGUGUGUCAGCGGAGCGGUUUUGUGCUGUGUGCAGCCCGUUGACGUAUCGUUCACGCUUUCGUUCUGCAACUGUGCUGUUUCUUGUCUCAGCUAGCUGGUUAAUUUCUGCAGCAUUUGCCUAUGCCUUGGUGUUUGGAGAACUCAACCUCAAAGGCAAUGAAGAUUUCUAUGAGUCCAACGUGCGUUGUGUGGGAGGAUGUCACGUUUUUUUCAGCCAUGGCUCAGCCGUGGUCACCUCUAUGGUCUCGUUUUUUAUCCCUGGCUUAAUUAUGUUCGCCAUCUAUUCCAGGAUUUACAUUGUUGCCAGAAGCCAAGCGAGAUCCAUCAACAUUUUGGCCAACCAGCUCAGGAUGCAAAGUCCCAAACCUGGAGCGUUUAGGUCCCGUACAAGGAAAGGUACAAUGACUCUUGCCAUUGUGGUUGGAGUUUUCCUCAUCUGCUGGACUCCAUUUUUUCUCUGCAACAUUAUUGACCCUUUUGUUGAUUACACAAUAUCACCUUCGCUAAUUGAUGCCCUGGUCUGGUUUGGAUAUUUAAACUCUGCACUGAAUCCUUUCAUUUAUGCGUUUUUGUACCCGUGGUUUAGAAAGGCUUUGAGGGUCAUUGUCAGUGGAGAGGUUUUUCACAGGAACAGUUGCAGAUUUCAACUGUACUCAUGAAUAAAACACGAAGACAUCUGGGAGAGACAUAAACAUGUUCUCUAGGUCUUUUUCCAUUAAUAUGGUCCUGAUGUAUGCCUUUUUGCCACAAACAGAUGCUGGUUCCCAGACUGAAAAAUUGGUUCUGUUUUUCAUUAGCUUGCUCGACAGGACCCAAGGAAGCAGAAGUGUCAGGGCCGGAGGGUGGGCCCCUUUAAUAAUUAUAAGUCUGAUACACGUCUUUCACGUAUUGGUUUUUCAACUAAACCAUAUCUGCACUGUUACAUGGUUGUAUGUUGAAUCCACUUGCUUCUGUAAACACAUGUUUAAAAUCAGGGCUCUAAACUGGUUUGAGAAACAAAAAUGUAAAUGAACGGAACAAAAGUGCCACAGACACUGUAAUCAUCCUCCUUAACUGAGAUCUCUGUUACUGCUUGGUUGAGUUUUCCUUAUUCUUUCGUUUAGCUUACUAUUUUAUUAUUGUACCUUUAAACCCCCAAAUGUUUUAGAUAACGUGCGUCUUGCAUGAUUUCAUUCAGUGUAUAUCUUCCCAUGUGCUAAAGUUAUAAAUAAAGUUACUUGGCUUCA
Molecule: messenger RNA, 2019 nt
Organism: Hemibagrus wyckioides
Lineage: Eukaryota; Metazoa; Chordata; Actinopteri; Siluriformes; Bagridae
Gene: taar1b
Product: trace amine associated receptor 1b
Exons: 3
Coding region: 406-1452 (348 amino acids)
Biological process (GO): adenylate cyclase-activating adrenergic receptor signaling pathway
Cellular component (GO): membrane
Molecular function (GO): trace-amine receptor activity
Source: RefSeq, a predicted model, not a curated record